This is a messenger RNA of Diachasma alloeum, 1978 nucleotides long. RefSeq lists its product as uncharacterized. Bases 57 to 1760 code for a protein of 567 amino acids. The record is from RefSeq and is a predicted model, not a curated record. The transcript has 2 exons. Lineage: Eukaryota; Metazoa; Arthropoda; Insecta; Hymenoptera; Braconidae.
CCACCGCUCAGGAGACAGCCCGUCAGGGGAAUUUGUUUAAUCAAGUGAAUGCCGAGAUGCCUGGCCAUCGUCAGCCUCUGUCCCUGGAGGGACUAAGUAUGGGACGUGUGUGCCAGCAGUUGGACGGUACGUGCCGGCGAUUGCAGCUGCUCUCGCAGGAGACGUCCGCUAAUCAAGUUUUAACAUACGCUAAACAAUCGAUUCGACCUUACUACGUCAACUCACUGCCAGCAAUACUUCGAUCGCGAGUCAUUGAGGAGACCUCGAGAAUGCUUUAUGGUCCAGCCCCAGACGGGUCGACUCUGAUAUCUGGACCUGCGCCACUUUAUCUACUGGCUCUACUCCUCGGGCCUGACAUCAAGCAGCUGAAAGUUAAUCUGUGCUGUUACUACGGCUGCAGCCACCAAACGUCUCUCUUGAAACUUCUAGCCUCCGAAGGAAUCGGUUUGGAAUCCCUUGAGCUAGCCAGAUCCGCCCUCCUUCGGCUAGACUGCAAACUCCUCAAGUCCGCUCUUCAGAACAUGAGGAACCUACGAAGCCUCACUCUGAGGAACAUCGCUAAUGACUCUGUUCUUCAAGUAAUCGGCAAAGCCUGUCCCAAACUCGUUGUCCUAGACGUCGCCUGUUCGAUGCAAGUGACGGACAUGGGGCUGAACAAUCUUCUCCUUCAGAUCGAACUCCGAGACAAAUUGCCGACCUAUCCGUCACCCUCGGAGACUAGCUGGUCGAAGCUGAAAGCCAUCAUCUCAAAGCUCAAAUCCAAGAAGAAUAAGAUCGAGAGACAGGAGCGACAGGGAAUUCUGCUGGAGUACUGCGAGAGGAGGAAUGUCCUCUGCAAUUCCCUGAAGAUUCUAAACGUCGCUAACACCGCUGUCACCAGUGCUGGGGUGCUACUGGCCCUGGCUCACGUCCCCCAUCUCGAAUCGCUGGCGGAUUACAACCACAUGGGACGAGUCGUCGAGAUAAUGAACAGAGGAGUAAUCCAACUGCGAACACCUUUCAAUCUAACCCAAGCAAGAAGCAGUCGAACAACAGCUGCGAGACUGGAGUUGCUGUCCCAGACCUGCCCGAGACUCGAGAAAAUCUUCAUUUCCGAGCCCCUCCAUCCGCCCGAAGCACUCAGACUCUUCCCUUACGUCACCUGCUUGAGUAUUCAGAGUGUACCAGCGAGGAAAGAGUGGCUCUCAGGCUUCUACGAUUACUUGAGGACAAACGGACAGAGAUUGAGAGAUCUCAGUGUCAGAAUCACUGAGAGCGACACUCCAGUGCAGUUGGACCUGAGGGAGGUCUUCGAGAACUGUCCAAAUCUCGUCAGUCUCUCGAAGACGGGGGCGGCGGUCGUCUGGCUAGACGGACCAGACCCUCCGCCCCUGAGAAAACUCAGGAGAAUUCAACUCGGCAGAACUGUCACUGCUCACACUGUCACGAUGAUCAUCAAACUUUCGCCUGUACUUUCCUCACUACACGUGCACAGCUGCUUCGAUCUUACUAACGAACAUCUCGAGAUGCUUCUAAUCCGCGAUAAUUGUCUACUGAACUGUCUCACGUGUUUCUACGUCUACGAAGCCAGCAAGAUAUCCGCCGGGGUCAUUCUGAAGAUGCUGAGGGGCUGCAGGAGACUGAGGAAAAUUGGAAACCUAGCUAAUUGGGGGCUUGAUUGCGAAGGAGUCAAAGUGCUCAGGGAAACUCUGACCAAGGCCAAUUUGGAUGUCGAACUGUGCCCUGGGUCCCACUGGUUCUGGAGCAAUUGCAUCCAUUGAAUCGACCUCGACUGUCUAGUGUAUCAGUAUUAAUGAGAGGCUUCAAGUGAUCGGCGACGGUUUUUUGUUAAUUAAUCCCGUGUUUUUAUCACGAUUAACUCGAGAUUUCUAUCGCGUUAUGACUAAUGGGCUUCGUAUAAUCAUCCUCUCGCAAUAACCCAUACUAUAAGUUUUGUAAUAUUACAAUGAUUCAUAAUAAAGAUAUAUAGUAUAAAGAC